Messenger RNA from Olea europaea var. sylvestris, 1671 nucleotides. RefSeq names its product actin-7-like. The transcript has 5 exons. The coding region runs from base 158 to 1291 and encodes 377 amino acids. The record is from RefSeq and is a predicted model, not a curated record. NCBI's taxonomy places the organism in Eukaryota, Viridiplantae, Streptophyta, Magnoliopsida, Lamiales, Oleaceae.
UCAGUCCUACCUCAUUUGAUUCCUCCUUUAGCGUUCCUCUAGGCGGCCUAGCGUACGGAGAAAAGAGAGAGCAAAAAUCAAAAUCGAAGCUACAAAACUAUUCAAUCUCAGUUUUUUGCUCUCUCGAUAACGUUUCUCUCAAAUUAAGUAAAUAGAAAUGGCCGAUGCUGAGGAUAUUCAACCCCUUGUCUGCGAUAAUGGAACUGGAAUGGUGAAGGCUGGAUUUGCAGGUGAUGAUGCUCCCAGGGCAGUUUUCCCAAGUAUUGUGGGCCGACCACGACACACUGGUGUUAUGGUUGGGAUGGGACAGAAGGAUGCAUACGUGGGUGAUGAAGCUCAGUCUAAAAGAGGUAUCUUGACCUUGAAAUACCCUAUUGAGCAUGGUAUAGUCAGCAACUGGGAUGACAUGGAGAAGAUUUGGCAUCACACUUUCUACAAUGAACUUCGUGUUGCUCCUGAGGAGCAUCCUGUGCUUCUCACUGAGGCACCUCUCAACCCCAAGGCUAACAGAGAGAAGAUGACCCAGAUCAUGUUUGAGACCUUCAAUGUUCCAGCAAUGUAUGUUGCUAUCCAAGCCGUUCUUUCCCUCUAUGCAAGUGGUCGUACAACUGGUAUUGUUCUGGAUUCUGGUGAUGGUGUGAGUCAUACUGUCCCCAUUUAUGAAGGGUAUGCUCUGCCCCAUGCCAUCCUUCGUCUGGACCUUGCUGGUCGUGACCUCACAGACUAUCUCAUGAAGAUCCUCACUGAAAGAGGUUACAUGUUCACCACAUCAGCUGAGCGAGAAAUUGUCCGUGACAUGAAGGAGAAGCUUGCUUAUGUGGCACUUGACUAUGAACAGGAGCUUGAGACCGCCAAGAGCAGCUCAUCUGUUGAGAAGAACUAUGAAUUGCCCGAUGGACAGGUUAUUACAAUUGGAGCUGAGAGAUUCCGUUGCCCGGAAGUCCUCUACCAGCCUUCUUUGAUUGGAAUGGAAGCUGCUGGAAUUCACGAGACAACCUAUAACUCAAUCAUGAAGUGUGACGUUGAUAUUAGGAAGGAUCUCUAUGGUAACAUUGUCCUCAGUGGUGGUUCCACCAUGUUCCCUGGCAUUGCUGACCGUAUGAGCAAAGAAAUCACUGCCUUGGCUCCCAGCAGCAUGAAGAUCAAAGUUGUCGCACCACCCGAGAGAAAGUACAGUGUCUGGAUCGGAGGGUCAAUUCUCGCAUCUCUCAGCACAUUCCAGCAGAUGUGGAUUUCUAAGGGCGAAUAUGAUGAAUCUGGUCCAUCUAUUGUCCACAGGAAGUGCUUCUAAGUUGCUGCUAUUAUUGCUUAUGGUGAGUUGACUUUUUACUCAUUUAGUUGGUUUUUUUGCGUUAUCUUUCAAACGAAGACAGUUUGGUUGACAUGGAGGAGUUUUGAAGGUGGGGUUAUGACGAAUGGGAUAUUCCGAUCAUGGUGUUUUAUCAUAUUUCACAUUCGGUUUUAUUUAAGAGGUCAUUUGUAGUUUCAGAGUGGUUAUGUUUCUCUCUUUUUACCAUUUCAUUUCGUAUCUCCUUCCAGCAAACAUUUAUGUUCAUAUUGUUGUACGGGAAAUUUCCAUAUUAGUGUCAGUUUGUGGAACUUAUAUUAUUUAUUUCUGGUUUGAGAAAUUUCGAAUUUCUUCAUCUGGAUGCAAUAUUUAGUUCUAUUCAA